AUGUCGCUCCACAAACUGGACUUUGUGUUUCUGGUGAAAGCCAACACCCCCAAAAAAUCUCUCUCGACGCUUAUGUCUGCGUUGCUGACCGCAGGCUUCAACUUCCAGGCCAGACCCGGUUCUGCCCACUCCACGUUGUUGUUUGUGCAGCUUUCCGCAGCCUCAUACACAGAAUUGGUGCAGCAGGACCUCGUGAAAUGUUUUGAGUUCGGUGUCACCGUGAAAGACGACGCGCCGGCAGACAGAACGCAGCUCGUGUACCACUACUUGACAGGAAGCAAGCAAGUGAGUGGGAUGGGGAUCACGCCCGGUAGGGGCGAGUGGGCCUUUGUAGAUGCGAUCAUGCCCGUUUCGGGCUACUUGUCCGAUGCGUCGCUCGGCGCGCGCACGCAGAAGAGCUUGGCCUCUGCUUCGUUGCAGACGUCGACGUUCAGGAAGGUGUACGGCACGGGGAUCGCUAUGUAUUUCGAAUUUCUCAAGCACUACGUAGGUUAUUUGGUGCUUCUUUCCGUUUUCGGCGCGGUGGCCUACAGCAAGUCGAAGAACUACUCCAUGACAUACACGUUCGUGAACUUGGUGGGCAGCGUGGUGUUCAUCUUGACGUGGAAACGCCGCGAGCGCUACUUGGCCAGCGUGUGGGGCGUGCAGAACAGCCACAAGCUCGAGCAGCACGACGCCGAGGUCUCCAGCUUGAACAAGGACUUCGAGUUGAAGUCCACAUACAAACAUGGCAAGAGACAUGAUGGUGCGCGCUUCAUGAAACAGUGGGCGUUUGUGCCGGUGGCGCUUGUCUUUGUGACGGUGUUGUUUGCCGUUCAGAUGCUCUGCUUCACCGUUGAAAUCUUCACCGCAGAGAUCUACGAUGGUCCGCUUCAGUCCCUCUUGAAGUUAAUUCCAACGGUCGCACUUGCCGUGUUCGUUCCCGUUUUAACCAUCGUGUACAAGAUGACCGUCAACAAGUAUGUGGCAUGGGAAUGCCACGACAACAAGUACUCGCAGUACGACUCGUUUCUUGCCAAGACGUUCAUCUUGAACUUUUUGACGGGCUACGUGCCUCUCUUGGUGACAUCUUUCGUGUACUUGCCCUUCGCCCAUCUCAUCCAGGACUACUUGCCUGAAAUUAAGGCCACCCUCACCACUAAAAUCCCCGAAAGCAAGUUUAUGCUUCAUUACUUGGCCAAGGUGAAACGUCAGGAGGACUUCAUCAUCAACCAAGAUAGACUUAACAGCCAAUUUUUCUUUUUCAUGGUCACCAAUCAAGUCAUAGCUUUGGUAUUGAAGUAUGCGUUGCCCCUCAUCUUGCCUAGAGUGAUCAACUUUGUGAAGACAAAGGUUCUUAAAAAGGAGCCAGAGGCUCCUAUUUAUUACUCUUCAGAGGAAGACAAAUGGUUGGAUACCGUGCGCAAGUCAAUCGCUUUGCCCGAGUUCAACUUGCAUGACGAUUUUGGCUCAUUGGCGUUACAGUUUGGCUAUCUCGCGAUGUUUGGCCCAGUGUGGACUUUGGCCCCUGCCGUAUGCUUGAUUUUCAAUGUUAUUAUUUUUAAGCUCGAUACCUGGAAAUUGGCUAGUGGAAAGUAUUACCGUCCACCUGUACCUUCGAGACGCGACCUGAUUCAUCCAUGGGACCAAGCAUUCCUCAUCUUGGCUUGGUUGGGGUCUGUGAUCUCACCAGUUGUCACCUCUUUCUACAGAAACGGCACCAAACCUCCUAAAACUUUGGGUCAAUUUGCUUUCGACAAAGCUAGCAUCAACGUAUCCUCUUCAGUUUUGUUGAUGUUGACUCUCUUCUUCUCUGAGCAUCUUUUCUUUGGUCUUUACAUUAUCGGCUCAAAGGCAUCAAGACUUAUUCUCACCAAGGAGGAGGAGCUCACGAAUUUCCUCGAUAAUGACUUGAGGGUAAGAAAGGACUACUACAGCAAUUUGGUGCAAUUGAAGGCUGACGUCAGUGACUCGUCAGAGUGGAAGUCACAAACCGAACAAGAGGCAAUGCAGACUGCACAAGCCGCUUCACUGACUGGUAUUUCCAGCAAGGGCGAAGAACAGGCAAAUUUGAGAGCUAGAAAGGGCAAAGGCGACAAAAUUAUCAACGUCAAGGACGCCGAAGGCCACACGACUGAAGCCAUUAUUGAUGACAACCAACAUAUUCCAAUGGAGGAUGUUAAAGAACUAGAGGCUAAGUUAGCACAAAAUGCCAAGAAGUCCAAGAAGGCUUAA
This is a messenger RNA of Australozyma saopauloensis, 2214 nucleotides long. It is a transcript of the gene IST2, whose product is annotated as Ist2p. Bases 1 to 2214 code for a protein of 737 amino acids. Gene Ontology annotation, cellular component: cortical endoplasmic reticulum. Gene Ontology annotation, biological process: chloride transmembrane transport. The record is from RefSeq and is a predicted model, not a curated record. The transcript has a single exon. Gene Ontology annotation, molecular function: chloride channel activity. NCBI's taxonomy places the organism in Eukaryota, Fungi, Ascomycota, Pichiomycetes, Serinales, Metschnikowiaceae.